AUGGAUCCUUUUGAGAAAUUACCUGAAGAAAUCUUUGAUGGCAUUUUAAGACACAUUGACAUUAAUGACAUCCUGUUUAAGCUAUCCUUAGUGAGUAAGAAAUGGUACGAAAUAAUCGGAAAAUCAAGUGUCUGUAUGGACAAAGUUAAAUUAAAUUUAAGAGCAAAUAGGAAGACUGAUUUUAAGGAAAGGAUUGAAUUAUUGGAAUGGAUGAGCAAAAAGGAAGCAAGGAAGUAUGUCCACAUCAAAUCAAAUUGCCUACUUAAUGAGAAUAUUUCUCUUGAAUUCUACAAGUUCCUUAAAACAUGCAGUUCCUUAGAAUCCUUAAAUGUCCGCAGUAUUAAGGUUGAUCAGGAUCAAAUCGAUAAAUUUGAUGAAUUGUCAAUACCGAAAUUGGAAUCACUUAAGUUAAUGUUCGUGCCAAGGGAAGUAAUUAAUAGAUUCAUAUUAUCAAGUUGUAACUUGAAAAAAGUCAUUUUAUGGAAUGAAGUGCCAUUAAGCUAUGAUAACUUAAAUUAUCUUCCAACGGACUCAACAAUCGAGUGCGUCAGACAAUUUAUGUUGAAUAACCAAUACUUGGAAGAGCUAGAAAUACAAGGAAGAGCAAAUUUCUAUUCAUUUUUCCACCAAGACAUAUCAAGCUAUGUAAAGUGUCAGUUGAAGAAAUUCACACUUAAGAUCGAAAUGUCUCCACAGCUAUUAACGGAAUCGCAAGAAGAUAAUUUUCUCAAGUUCUUAAGUACACAAGCUGAGUCAUUAGAACACGUAUAUGUGGAUGUAUGUGGGAAAAACAUACUCGAGUACAUUUUCAGUAAACUACCGCAGCUACAAAGUAUUCGUUUUGACAUCGAGUUACGAGACCCGAAUCGUUUCGAUGUUAAAGAAUUAAAUCUACAGAAAUGUGAGAAGAUUUCCAAGUUUGAGCUUCCGUACGUUAAAUUAUUUGACGAUGUAGAAGAUUAUUUAAAUUUGGUGCCAAAUGUCAAGCACUUAUUAAUAGGUCAUAUCGUCCCACGACUCAUAGAUUAUGCUACGACACAUUUACAUCAAUUAGAAAAAUUAACUUAUCGUUAUGAUGACUGUGCAGCAGCAGAGGGUUGUCAGGGAAUGUACGACAAUUUGAAGAAUGAAAAGCCAGAAAUUAAUAAGAACAUUGUAUUAAGUGUUUGUAAUGACUUUUUGUAA
This is a messenger RNA of Chironomus riparius, 1185 nucleotides long. Lineage: Eukaryota; Metazoa; Arthropoda; Insecta; Diptera; Chironomidae. The record is from the annotation of a GenBank genome assembly.